AUGCCACCGAAGCGAAGGAUGUCGGCAAGUGGCAAGGGUGCAAAACGUGCGAGGGCCGUGGAACCUCAGAAAAUAACACCACAGACAUCAAAUAUGUCUGUUUCGGAUGGUCAGGGUUCAGCCGCACUUGUCAAUCCUGCGGGGGCAACCAUAAGAAGUUUUCCUGCUGAACCAGCCAGCAUUAAACGCACAAUUCUAUUUAAAAUGGGUUACACUCCUCUAAAUACAGUUACCAUCAUCCAAGCACUUAACACCUACCCUCAGUCAACUGCAGCAGAAUUAAUAGAAGGUUUAACCAAGGGUUUUCCUCUCCAUCAUUCUGGCCCACGACAGCCAAGGGAUUCGCCCAAUUUAGCUAGUUCUAAGAAAGACCCUGCCAUGGUUUACGAAAAAAUUCAAAAAGAAAUUGAUAAGGGCCGGAUAGGGGGUCCUUUCAGGGUAAAACCUUUUCCCAACCUUCAAACUUCUCCAACAGGUUUAGUCCCAAAAAAAGAUGGGGACUAUAGGAUGAUACAUCAUCUCUCCUAUCCAGAGAAUAAGUCAAUUAAUACCUUUAUAGAUGGAAAUUUAUGCACCGUGUCAUACUCUACCAUAGAUGAAGCAGCGCAAAUGAUCUUUAAUUUAGGUCAAGGUUCCUUUCUAAGCAAAACAGAUAUUCAGUCUGCUUUUAGAUUAUUUCCAGUGUCACCAGCAGAUUUUGAAUUAUUAGGUUUCAAGUUCCCAGAAAGCCAAGAUUCAGACCAAUUUCUGUACUUUUAUGAUAAAGUGCUUCCCUUUGGCUCUUCAAUUAGUUGCGCAACAUGGGAGAAGUUUGCAUGUUUCUUGCAUUGGUCAGUACACAAAAAGUCCAAGAAUAAAUCUAUACUACAUUACCUUGAUGAUUUCCUUUUUGGGGAGUCCAGCAUGGGUCAAACCCCCGGACUCCAACUCUUUCAAGACAUUUGCAAGAUUUUUGGUGUACCACUUUCUGCAGAAAAAAAAACAGUUUUUCCUACAACCUGUCUCGUUUUCCUUGGGGUAGAGUUUGACACUAUCCAAAUGAUUAUGAGGCUGCCACAAGACAAACUUGCUAGGUUAAAAAACGAGAUUAUUAAGCUUAGUCAAAGGAAAAAGGUUACCUUAAGAGAAAUGCAAUCAUUACUUGGUCUCUUAAAUUUCGCAUGCAGAGUGAUCGCACCUGGCAGGGCAUUCUGCAGACGGCUUAUCAAUUCUACCAUCGGUUUAAAAAAAACAUACCACAAAACACGGGUUACUCAAUACAUGAAAGCUGAUCUUUCUCUUUGGCUGCAAUUCUUAGACCAGUACAAUGGGGUAACAGUCAUCUCUGACAGUCUAUGGGUAUCGACCAAAAGCUUACACUUAUACACUGACAGCGCGGGAGGUCCUAAGGCUGGUUUUGGUAUUUAUUUCGCUGGACACUGGGCCCAAGGCAACUGGCCAGAAAGUUUCUUUACUUCCGGUUUAACUCGGGACAUGACUUUUCUUGAGUUAUUCCCUGUUGUUGCUGCAAUUAUGACUUGGGCUGUUCAUUUGCAAAACAGAAGAGUUUUGUUCAGUGUUGAUAAUCAAGCUGUUGUUCAGGUUAUCAAUACACAGACUUGUAGGUCUGAAAAAGUAAUGAAUCCAGUCCGCCAUAUGGUUUUAACUGCUCUGAAGCAUAACAUGUCGAUAAAAACGCAAUACAUUCCAUCAAAGUCUAACACAAUAGCUGAUUCUCUUUCUCGUUCGCAGUGGAGCAAGUUCAGAACAACAGCACCAGAGGCCGAUCUGUGUCCUACCAAAAUCCCUCCCCAAGUCUGGCACAUGUGA
This is a messenger RNA of Mercenaria mercenaria, 1809 nucleotides long. RefSeq lists its product as uncharacterized. NCBI's taxonomy places the organism in Eukaryota, Metazoa, Mollusca, Bivalvia, Venerida, Veneridae. Gene Ontology annotation, molecular function: nucleic acid binding. Bases 1 to 1809 code for a protein of 602 amino acids. The transcript has a single exon. The record is from RefSeq and is a predicted model, not a curated record.